ACCACUACUAUCUAUAGUCAGUUUGAUAUAAAGCAAUAUUAAAUCUUAUGUACGCUUCAAUUUUUUAAUCAUGGGACCUCGUACAUCAGUAGAAAAGCUUCAGCACAUUAUUGAACGCUUCGUGCAUGAAAAGCGUGUGGUAAAUAAGAGCCGGCAGGCUCCAAAUAAAAUAUUUACCGAAAAAGAGUGUAAGUGGCUAGUGCGCCAGGUGAAGAAAAAUCCAACCAGAAGCGCUCCAAAAUUAGCUGAAAUGGCCGAGAAAUAUCUCAAUAAGAGUUGCCAUCCUGAAACUGUUCGAAGAGUUCUGAAGAAAGCAACUUUAAAUGGCAAAAUAGCCCGUAAUAAACCUUUAAUAAGCGCAGAAAAAUUAAAAGGAAAAGAAAAAGAAAAAAAGAUAAAAAUAAAAAUAUGAUUAAAAUAUAAAUUACCACAUAUUUUUGAAACUCCAGUGCUAUCACUAGAUGUGAACGUCAUCGAAAAUUUGAGACCGGUUUUGAAAACAAAUAAAAGACAGCAUGACAUCCAUAACAAAUCUGAUCUUAAAAGAGCUAUACUAGGUAAAGAGGAACUAAAUUAGUCCAGAAAUCACCGAAAAAUUGGUUAAUUCCAUGCCAAAUAGGCUAAUAAAAGAUAACCAAUAAAGUUCUAAAAGUGGCGCUAGCUCCAAUUUGGAACUCAAGGAAUUGUAAA
Messenger RNA from Anastrepha obliqua, 690 nucleotides. RefSeq lists its product as uncharacterized. NCBI's taxonomy places the organism in Eukaryota, Metazoa, Arthropoda, Insecta, Diptera, Tephritidae. Gene Ontology annotation, molecular function: DNA binding. Bases 71 to 412 code for a protein of 113 amino acids. The record is from RefSeq and is a predicted model, not a curated record. The transcript is spliced from 2 exons. Gene Ontology annotation, biological process: DNA transposition; DNA integration.